AUGGUCGGCCUAUUCCAAUUGAGUGCCGAGGCAGUUCUCAUAUUAACCAGUGGAGGCCAAACUAUAUACGGCUUCGUAUUUUACAGGCGAGCAAGACGAAUUGACGCGGAAGUCAAGGCUAUAGAUCAAGCUCCGCCAAAGGCUAUGAGUGUAGGUGCAGGGGAAGACGGGGUGGUAGCGGAAGGUCCACGGUCCGAGUUGAGUAGUUAUGGCUGGUCGCUGAGUGAUCGGCGCUCCUUGACACUACCCUACUCGGCAUCGAUACAAUACUCAACAUCGGUGCACUACUCAUCCUCGCUGGGCUCUAGUUUUGAGCAGCCUCCUCCACGGUAUGAUGAGGGCGACAUGGCCAUAAGACUGGAGAUGAUACGAUAG
Molecule: messenger RNA, 375 nt
Organism: Ramularia collo-cygni
Lineage: Eukaryota; Fungi; Ascomycota; Dothideomycetes; Mycosphaerellales; Mycosphaerellaceae
Exons: 2
Coding region: 1-375 (124 amino acids)
Source: RefSeq, a predicted model, not a curated record